Molecule: messenger RNA, 705 nt
Organism: Wyeomyia smithii (pitcher-plant mosquito)
Lineage: Eukaryota; Metazoa; Arthropoda; Insecta; Diptera; Culicidae
Exons: 1
Coding region: 1-705 (234 amino acids)
Source: RefSeq, a predicted model, not a curated record
AUGGCGCCAGCGGCAGCUUCAACGACUAAAAAGACAGCAACACUAAAGUUACUGGUUACGCGGUUAAAAGACGUCCAAGCUCAAUUUAGGGACAUAUGGGAGUUUGUUGAAUCCUUCAGUGAGGAGAGGACCGCUAGUGAUGUGGCUGUACGUUUGGAGAAGAUUGAUGAACUGUGGGAGAAAUUUUGCGAUACGUUAAUUGAAAUUAAGGCUCAUGAUGACUACGUUUCGAAGGGGGAGACAUACGAUGAUGAAAGGCAGGAAUUUAGCGAGCAGUACUAUAAGGCAAAGUCUUUUCUUAUGGAUAGAGCCAAGGAAAGACAGGAUCCACCCGUUUUGGAGCAAACUAUUCGAGCUAAUGAUUCAGUGUCACAAAGCACAACUGAUCACGUGCGCUUACCGCAGAUUAAACUUCAAACCUUCAACGGAGACAUAGAUGAUUGGCUAGGUUUCCGCGACCUAUUCACCUCCCUCAUUCAUUGGAAGCCAGAUUUACCAGAGGUAGAAAAAUUUCAUUACCUGAAAGGAUGCCUGCAGGGUGAACCUAAAAGCCUCAUUGAACCAAUAAAAAUCACUAGUGCUAACUACAAGGUUGCAUGGGAGAUGCUGUUAAGGCGAUACAACAACAGCAAGCAACUGAAAAAACGGCAAAUCCAAACGCUUAUCAAAUUGCCAACUUUAUCUAAAGAAUCGAUCGUGGAUUAA